Rhipicephalus microplus (southern cattle tick) is the source of this 447-nucleotide messenger RNA. Its product is annotated as CCAAT/enhancer-binding protein gamma. NCBI's taxonomy places the organism in Eukaryota, Metazoa, Arthropoda, Arachnida, Ixodida, Ixodidae. The record is from RefSeq and is a predicted model, not a curated record. Gene Ontology annotation, biological process: DNA-templated transcription; regulation of transcription by RNA polymerase II. Gene Ontology annotation, molecular function: RNA polymerase II cis-regulatory region sequence-specific DNA binding; DNA-binding transcription factor activity, RNA polymerase II-specific.
AUGCAAUGUAAGAGAGACCCCGAGUGGUGGGAAGCACUGAUGGCACCACGCAAGGAAACGAGUGGCAGCAGCAGCGACAGUAGCAGCAGUAUGAGUCGAGGCAAGCGUUCCGCACUGUUGAACAAGGACAGCGAAGAGUACCGCAUCCUUCGGGCACGCAAUAACUUGGCUGUCAAAAAGUCUCGUACCAAGUCCAAGCAGCGUGCCCAGGAGACACAGCAAAAGGUUGCACAACUGAGAGCAGAAAAUGAAGCACUCGUGGCCAAAAUCAAGAUCCUAAACAAGGAGCUCAGCUUUCUUAAGGACCUUUUUUUGGCUCAUGCUGGAGCCACAGGUGGUAGCCGUGGUGGUAACUGUGCAGUCCUUGAGGGUGUUGACCUGAGCUUCCUUAAUGAGGAUGACAACAUGGAUAACAAAGGAAUUGUCUCCAAGAACGUCGGCUCCUAG